This is a messenger RNA of Drosophila erecta, 2141 nucleotides long. Its product is annotated as serine protease Hayan. The transcript has 5 exons. Gene Ontology annotation, biological process: proteolysis. The coding region runs from base 300 to 1961 and encodes 553 amino acids. The record is from RefSeq and is a predicted model, not a curated record. Gene Ontology annotation, molecular function: serine-type endopeptidase activity. NCBI's taxonomy places the organism in Eukaryota, Metazoa, Arthropoda, Insecta, Diptera, Drosophilidae.
GUAUUGAUCUGUUCUGGAAGACAAUCGGUUACGCUGCUUUCCGGCUAUGUUGGUGCUCUUCGUCUGCUGCUGCUGCUCUUUGGCUUUGGCCCAAACCGAGUUUACGGCCUGAUAAUUGGUUUUUCGAGCUCUCUUUUUGUUUUGAUUCGUCGUCGCUGAAAUCGAAAUCUGAAUAGCGCUGGAUGUGGAAGUAAAUAUGCAUGCUGGCUCGGAGAUUGAACCAAUUUAUUUCAAUUUCGCACUUGGACGGGCGACGUUGUGUUACUGGUUUCCCAAUUUCUUGACUUUUAUCGUUCAAUAUGCGACGCCAGAACAUCGUCACACUCUUAUUCAGCAUCCUGUGUUUGAGUGGGGAUCGCAGAGCCUACGCCUGCCACUGCAUCCGCCUGGGGAAAUGUGCCCACUUUGCCCGCCUUCUACUUCACCACGGUCCCGGAGAACAGUCCGCUGUGUUCGCCAAGGUGCACAGUGCCAGUUGUGGCUUCCAAGGCCUCGAGCCGCUCGUCUGCUGUCCGACAUCUCGCAAGCAAUACCACGAUGAGUCAUUCCUCGUCAAAGCUAGUCGCAUGAUGCGCUUUGCCCCGCCGGAUGAACGUUGGAUUUGGAAUGAUGGGGGAAAUAAUAAGGACAGCCGGCACUCCCACAAACACUCGGAUAAUCUGGAAGCGGAGACCAAUCUGCACAACUACUGGAACUUCGAGCAACAACGCAACUGCCCCCAGCCCGUGGAACCAGAGUUCUUCGACCGACGCUUCGGAUCGGGACACCACUUUCUGUAUCAUGUGGAUCACGAAGAACGGGAUACUUUACCGCGACCCACUCCAAAGGAUAAGCCAAUAGUAUUUCCGGGAGAUCUACGUUUCCUGCGGCAGGGAGAGGAGGAAUUUGACUCCAAUAUAGAUCAAGGUCCUCCUCUGGCACCGUUUACCACUACAUUAGCUACACCAAUUGAAACAAUUCCUGCUUCGUCAUCCACAACCACCACAUCGAUGCCUUCUUUCGCGAAGGAGAACUCCCAAGGAUGCGGAAUAAAUGUGGAGAGCCGACUGCUGGGAGGAGAGCAGGCCAAUGCCGGACAGUUUCCCUGGCUGACCAGGAUCGCCUAUCGCAACCGAAGCAGCAGCCGCAUUAGCUUUCGCUGCUCCGGAUCCCUGAUCUCCAGCAGCCACAUCGUCACUGCCGCACACUGUGUAGUCAAUCUAGUCAGCGAUUUGGAACUGUCUCAUGUUCGAUUAGGAGGUCAAGAUGGGCCGAGUCCGUUCACCAUCGAGCAGGUGAUAGUUCAUCCUAACUACGACCAGCCCAAGUAUGCAAAUGACAUUGCCCUACUAAGAAUCAACAGCACUAAUGGCACCUUCACACCCAUAUGCUUACCCUUAAACGGGUCAACCACACUGGGAAACAGGCUGAUUGGGCAAACGGGAGUGGCUGCCGGUUGGAGUAUUGGAAAUUCGGAAAGUGAGUUUCGAAACAACUUUAUAUCUGAUCUGUUUAACCUUGCAACUUACUUACAAUGCGAUCGAAAUAUAAUUCAGCGCUUAUUAGGUUUUUAUGUAUAUACAUAUCAUUCUCUGCUACACAAUUCAGAUAAUGGUUCGAUGGACCCCUCGAACUCCACUGUUGGAGUGCGCUUUAUCCGUUUGCCCAUCGUGAACACCACCAGCUGCGCCAUCGCCUAUGCUAGCCUCAGUGAGAACUUCCAGCAGCCCAUUGUCAUUACACCCAAUCACCUGUGCGCCCAGGGAACGCCUAUGAAUGACGUGUGCCGUGGAGAUAGUGGCGGCCCCUUUAUGGACGACGGAUCCUCCGGCGUCUUUGGAACAAGUGGACGCUAUACGAUCAUCGGCAUCGUGGCCUUUGGACCCACGCUGUGCGGCGUGACCACCAUUCCGGGGGUAUACACCCUAGUGAGUAGCUUCUCCGAUUGGAUACUGCGGAGCAUUAACGGAGGAUCUGACUAGUGAGUGGUCGUGUGGGGUACACAGCCCAAGGAAAGCACAUCCAAAGCUUCCAAUGCCAAAGUCUUCAGAACACAUCCAGGUAAAGAGCGAUGAUUUAUACAUUCUACGGAUAAAUACAAAAGUUCGGCUCCACUUCAAGUCACCUAAAUGCCAAUAAAAUUUACAUGUAUAACAUUUGUA